Batrachochytrium dendrobatidis JAM81 is the source of this 1872-nucleotide messenger RNA. RefSeq lists its product as uncharacterized. The coding region runs from base 1 to 1872 and encodes 623 amino acids. The record is from RefSeq and is a predicted model, not a curated record. Gene Ontology annotation, molecular function: microtubule binding. The transcript has 11 exons. Gene Ontology annotation, biological process: microtubule cytoskeleton organization; mitotic spindle midzone assembly. Gene Ontology annotation, cellular component: mitotic spindle midzone; cytoplasm; spindle. Lineage: Eukaryota; Fungi; Chytridiomycota; Chytridiomycetes; Rhizophydiales.
AUGUUGAAAGAUGAAUCUACAGAUUCUUUAAAAAAGAUGGCCAUCACUACGGAUCUAUGUGAUUGUGAGCCUUCUCUUCUCAGCUCAGAAAGUGCAGACACCAUUCUGAUUCCAUUCCAAUCUGACCUGUUAGACUCGACAGUCCCCGUCAAAUCCACUGGCAAACCUAAACUGCAUGUAGAUGCUCAAUUCCAGCUAUCUAGAGUCCAUACUAUUGCAGACCGCUUGCAAAAAUGUAUUUUAUAUAUUGAGCAGGAUUCUUCCAUGUCAGGAUAUGCAUUAGAUCCAGCAUGGUCAAUUGCAUUGGAGUCUCUAGAGCCUUUGGUGCAGCAACUCUACGAAGAACCGUAUCAACAACGACAGCUCAUUUUAAAGCAACUGUCCGAACUUCAAAUUUGUAGCGAGCGACAGAGUAAAGUUCAGGUGAUGAAAACUCGGUAUUUCCAGAUUUGCAGUAAACUACCGGACUGGACAUGCGCAUUUCCUGAAAUUGAAAUGUUGCGUAACUCGGAUUUGAAUAUCUGUGCAGAAGCACUCUCAUUGAUUGUGAACAAGGCGGAAAUGCGCUUGACUGCUAUUCAUAACAUUCUCCACACCAUCACUCCAAUUGCUACUAAAAUACCCGUGUUGCAUAUACCCAUCCAUAUUCAGCACCAACUAGACGAACUAUCUUGUAUUCAGACAUCUAGCGCGCUUGAAAACGAACCCAAUCUACCCAUACUAUUUCCAGAACUGGAAAAAAAUCUUGAAAACGCUUUACAUGAGCUACUUGAUCUAAAGUGUAUGCUUGAUACAAAACUAUCCAUUUUGAUAACUGAGAUUGAAACACUAUGGAAAGAUUUGGAAACUAGUGACGAUCAAAGAAUCUCUCUUGAAAACGAUUUACACAAAAUAGACAAAUAUGAAGAUUUAUGCGAAUCGUUACGAAAACUGUGGAAACAAAAAAUGGAAAAGCAUGUUGACGAGUUACUGGUUAUUAUCAAAGAUUUGUGGCUGAAAUGCUUUGUUUCUGAACAACAUUGUACAACAUUUUUAAAUAAUAUCAAUCAAGAUUUAUACUCACCAAGCACCAUCGAGAUCCUUAGAGCAGAGAUUGCUAUGCUAAACCAACGCUACGCAGUGUAUCAAGAGAUAUAUGAAAAAAUCAAUGAUCGCAAUGCGCUCAUCAAUAAAAUGAAAGAAUUUGAAACAUCAGCAUCUGAUCCUCGAAGGUUGUUUAGACCGUCCUUUCAACUUGUCGAGGAAGAACGAUUUAGAAAAACAUGCUAUCCCACUUUGCUACGAAUUGAGUCAAAGCUUAGAGCCUCUAUUGUUUCAGCUGAACACGAUCAUGGAGAGCCUUUUAUACUCGACAAUUCGCGAUAUUUAAAUGUUUUGGAGGCUGAGAUUGCAGAUCGAUUUGUCAACGAAAAUAUCUUUGUUCUGGAUAGACUUGGUCACAGAAAAACACCAUCUGCAUCGUCACUUUUACGACAAGAUCAGGCUACAUAUCAUCACUAUCCAGCAACUUUGGCACGAUCAGGCGCUAUCCAAACAACAUUGAAAUCAAACAAGCUUGAUCAUUCUCAAUCAAUGACACCAACACCACACUCUACUCAUGGUCAAUGCGCCAAUUCAAAUACUGUAUAUACCACCAUGCGUCAUCGAUCUGGUUCGACUACACCUUUACGAAAAACUCAAUUGGUUAGAUCACCUUCGACACCAAGUUUGAAUGCUGCACGACGUGCUUCGGAAUAUAGAUCGUUAGGUGAGAGUGCGUCACCUAUUGGUAGUGAGGUAGUCACCACUAGUCCUAGUGCAAGAGGGCUUUCAAUGCUUCCACGUAGUCGUCGUCAAUCACACUUGAUGGUGAUAGAUGGCUCGGAUGAAUAA